ACGCGCAAUGUAGUAUCUAAUUUUGGCACUAUAUUAGAAAUAAAUGCGGGGUGACUGUGUGCACUCAGAACAUAUGCUCGUUCGUUCGUUCAUUUCAUUUCGUUCAUUUCGUUCAUUCCACUUGCACGACCCAACUCAACAGAUCUUUCAAUCAAACACAUUGGACAAUGGCCAACAGCAACAACAAGCGAUCCUUUGUCGUCAGCGACUCGGACGACGGCAACGAUAGCGACGCAGAUUUCACCCCCAAGAAUGGAAAGGCAAACCCAUCAGCGUACGAAAUCAUUGACGAUGGCGAGAGCGAAGCUGAGGAGCCCAAAAUCGCCACGGAGAUGGAGGGAAGUGUACAGAAGAAAGUCAAGGUCCAGAAGACAUCGGCUGCAAAGCAGAACAGCGAGGGCGAGACAUUCUUCGAGCUCGGCCCAAAGAAGCGACUGACAGUCCGGUCAUGGCAGAAGAAUACUUUGAUCGAUUUCCGGGAAUAUUACACCGACAAGGGAGGUGAAUCCAAACCCGGAAAAAAGGGCAUCUCCCUGACCACGGAACAGUUUCAAUACAUUCUCGAUCACGCUUCCGAGAUCAAUAGGGCUAUCAAGUCCAUUCAAUCCUGAGUAAACCAAGCAGAGCCGAACUAGGAGCCUCCUGCCUGCAUCGAGUACAGUAGAAAGUAGCAACCUUACUUGAUGGCAGUUGCUAAUGAAGGGAUCUCGUUUGCGAUCUUGAUCAAAGAUUCCAAGCAUGGAUCCAUACAGGGUGAACAUCAAGCCAUUGUUAUCCCUACAUCCAUCGAUUGCAUAUCAAAUGAACAAAACAAA
Gamsiella multidivaricata is the source of this 815-nucleotide messenger RNA. Its product is annotated as transcriptional Coactivator p15-domain-containing protein. Gene Ontology annotation, molecular function: transcription coactivator activity; DNA binding. The transcript is spliced from 4 exons. The record is from RefSeq and is a predicted model, not a curated record. Gene Ontology annotation, biological process: positive regulation of transcription initiation by RNA polymerase II. Gene Ontology annotation, cellular component: nucleus; transcription regulator complex. Lineage: Eukaryota; Fungi; Mortierellomycota; Mortierellomycetes; Mortierellales; Mortierellaceae. The coding region runs from base 168 to 611 and encodes 147 amino acids.